AUUUCAAGUGAUAACCAAGAUGUCUGCAAUCGGGUCUUUAGUAUUUUGCACAGACUGUGGUAACUUGCUCGACAGUUCCACUGGCAAUAAGAAUACAAUUCUCGUCUGCGACUGCUGUGGUGCUGAAAAUAAAGAUACUGCAUCAAAGACCAUUACAACUUCUACAAAAGCGGCCUCCUUCCCAUCUUUAUUGAGGCAAAAGCGAUCAGAUGUGCAGACAGUGGAACGAAGUGAUAUGCAGAAUGAGGCUACAAUUGCAGAGACAUGUCCUGUGUGUGGAAGGCAGGAAGUUAGGUACUCUGCGGUGCAAUUGAGAAGUGCAGACGAAGGAAGUACUAUUUUCUACACGUGUGAUUGUGGCCAUAAGUGGAACACGAAUAAUUGAACGGAAACACUAUUGGCGGACGUUUUCACCAGAGAUGCUAUAUGUUUGAUGUAUAUGUUCGAGUUGAGUUGCUAUUCAAGGCACCAGCACUUGGUACCUGGCAUUUU
This is a messenger RNA of Mollisia scopiformis, 492 nucleotides long. RefSeq lists its product as uncharacterized. Gene Ontology annotation, molecular function: zinc ion binding; nucleic acid binding; DNA-directed RNA polymerase activity. The record is from RefSeq and is a predicted model, not a curated record. The transcript is spliced from 3 exons. Lineage: Eukaryota; Fungi; Ascomycota; Leotiomycetes; Helotiales; Mollisiaceae. Gene Ontology annotation, biological process: termination of RNA polymerase I transcription; DNA-templated transcription. Bases 20 to 385 code for a protein of 121 amino acids. Gene Ontology annotation, cellular component: RNA polymerase I complex.